Astrephomene gubernaculifera is the source of this 7481-nucleotide messenger RNA. The record is from the annotation of a GenBank genome assembly. Lineage: Eukaryota; Viridiplantae; Chlorophyta; Chlorophyceae; Chlamydomonadales; Astrephomenaceae.
CACGUCUGGUUAGCACAAGGUUGUUGCAAGACGUGUAUAAAGAGGGUAGGAUGGGAUGGGAACUUGGGAAGGACGAGGUGGUAGUAGGAGUUGGGCGAGUGAGGGAGAAGGCAUGGAUGGGCUUGUGGUCAGCUUGAAUAACGUUUGGUCUAGAGUAACCGACGUGAGACGCAGGAAGGCAGGAUGUGUAGCUUGACUGGGGACAACACUGGAAAAGUACAUUGCACAGCUUGCGUGGCGAUGUGGUCUUGAUUGAAUGAUAUUGCAGUGCAACGAGAUGAGGUAGAAAUAGGGAAGAAAAAAUGGGUGCGAGGCUGGGUUUAGGGCGUGAUGGCUGCGGCUUUAGGCUUUUCGCCUUUCGCACCAAGAUCAAUCUUAUGCAUUCUUAUGACCCAUUGUCACACGUGCUUAUUUGGGAGGUGAACAGGUUAUGUGGCAGACACUGGCAGUUGAUCACAUGCUGGUUGCGGCUUCGAUGUUAUGCGAUGAAUUGCACGUUUGGAUGAGAGCAUUCGCUCUCACAUAAAAGUGGCCGCUUCCGGGAUUGGGCAGUCGCUGAAGCUCUUGCCGUCGUGGCGGCGAGCGCAAUCGUGGCGGUUGGGUCUGACGGAGCAUUGCGCGACCGUUUGUAUCAUUGGAAACGGGCCCAGCUGCGCUCUGUGACGCGGCAUUGUAACAUGACGUUUACCACUAACACAGAGCUGUUUGGCUCACUAAUCCAACGGAAAAAGUCAGCGCCCGUCGACGGAAGCUCUCGUUGCGCAAUACCUUACUCUCUGGCCCCGACGACUUUUGCGCAUAAACAUCUUAUGAUACAGCGCCUAUACAUGGUCUUGUGAUCUCUAAAACUGUUUGAACAACAACCAUGGUCGACGAGGACCAGCUCGUCUGCGAGGGCAGCACGAACCCUUAAUUUACAUCAAUGUUGUAUGAAACGACAACAUAUUCUCAGACUGGGUUAAGAUUUGAGGCCCCGUUGGCGUAAACUUUGCUUGGAGCCGUUGUUGGCGGAAAGGAGGCGCUUACUCCCGAGGCUAGCGCUGCCAGCACUAUGGCCGAAUUUUUUGGUGUUCCUAAGAUUCCAUGGCGCAUAUUGACCCAGGCUUUUCAGGUGAACCUUGCUCGGCGUGUCGAAACAGACUUAGCCUGCCAAACCGCCCUUGACUCGUUAGACCUGCGGCCCCCCACCACCCGGCGCACACCUGUACGGCAACAACCCUGCAAAGGAGGGAUCCCCGCUGUACCGAAGGACACGACAACAUCGGGAGCCAUGCUUGCAUCCGCCUCCACCUCAAGCGCACGUGGAGGGAAAACACCGGUAGCCGCUGGCGUCGCAGUGCUGACCGGGUCGCCCUCAGCAGCAGAAACAACAACAGCUGCAGCGGCAGCAGCAGCUACCGGUGAUGGUGGCAGGAAUGGCGGUGACGCAGCUUCCAACCCAGCUGCGGCAGCGGCUGCUGCAGCGCCUGGCCCCACUCCCGCCGGCGUGUUGUCUCCCAUCUCCACUUGCUCCUCCGCCUGCUCCGCCUCCUCCGCCGCCUCCUCCUCCUCGGGGGACUCCGGCAGCCCCGCCUCUACCACGCAGGGCGCCGUGCAGCCGCCGGAGGACUGCAACACGCAGCGAGCAGAUGCCACCACUGCCGCAGCUACUGCCAUUGCAGCAGCAACCACGGCAGCAGCAGCAGCACCAACGGCGGCUUCAGAGCCGUCCCCAACCCCACCAGCAGCAGUAGCAGCAGCAGCGGUCGCGACGGCAACUGGCAACCUGGCAGGCCGGGCAGCAGGCGCCGGCGGCGGCACUGCUGCUACUGCCGCCGCUUACCCAGCGCAUGCGGCCGGGGCCCCGCCGCCUGUCACCUUGUCUCCAUGCACAGGCGGCUGCGGCGGUGGCACACACACUGGCGGCUGCGGUGCACACCCCCACAACCCCGCCCACCCCACCUCCCACAGCCCACCCCACCCGCUGUACCACAUCCAAGCCCGAGCCGGCCGCCAUGCCUGCAACCAGCCAACACCCCAGCCACCACCACCGGCACCUCCACCCCCACCUUCUCAUCCGCACGCACCUCCACCUCCUUACCAACAUCCCGCAACCGUCACCCUUGCCGCAGCUCCUGCUCAAGCACCGGUGCCCCCGCUCACCACACCCACCGGCUGCUGCUCCCCCGCCACCGCUCCCUCCCCUCCGCCGCUGCUGCUGCGGCGACCCGCCACCCUCCGGCUGCGCUGCCUGGUUCGCGACCCCGCCAGCGGCUCCCUGCUCGCCACCGCCUGGGGUCAUGUGGACGAUCCGGAUGUGCACCUGGGACGGACCCGUGGGUCACUCCGGGGACCCAGACCCGGAGGCGGGUUCCAACAGCAUCCGCAGCAGCACCCGCACGGGGCGGCUGGAGACGUGGCACCGGGGAGUUUGUUACUGGUGGAGGAGCAGGUGUUGGGUCGAGGUGCCUUCGGGCUGGUGUCGUUGGUGGUGGAUGCAGUAACGGAGCGGCCGUACGCGUUAAAACGCCUGCGCCGCGCGGUGGUGAGUCCGCUGCAUGUGAUGCAGGAGCAGCAGGCGGUGAGGCGACUGCUGGAGGACCCGCCGGAGGGGCCGGAAGCUGGGGGGACGGAUGAGGAGGAAGUGGAGGAGGAGGAGGGGGAAAGUGGCUUGCGGUGUAAAGGCAGUGAGACUGGCGGCGCCGCCGGCUACCGGUGCAGCGGCAACGGCGGCAACGGCGGCAGCAGCAUCAGCGGAGGUCCGCAGCGGGUACCUAGCGGCAGUGGAGCGCUCCCGGGUGGGCAGUGCGCAGCAGCCCUGGCAGCAGCAGCAGCAGCAGCGGGCGGGCGACAGCAGCAGCCGCAGCGACCCUGCUACUGCCGAUUCUGUACGGCAGCGGCAGCAGCCGCUGGGGGUCAGGGAGGCGGUGGCGGAGGUGGUGGUGCUGCUGCUGCUUCCUCCCCGAGUCCCGCUCGUGCAUCCUGGUUGGCCAAGCAGCGGGCGCUGGGCAGGUUGCCGGGCAGGGUGCAGGCACCCGCACCACCCUCACCUCGGGAUCCCGCAGAAGCAGCGGCCUCCCCAUCAGCGGCCGCCUCCUCCGCAGCGUUAUCUCCCUCGCAGGUUGCGUCCGCUGCUUGCUCGGCUGCUUCGCCGCACCGAUGCGCCUCGCAGACGCAGACCCAGCAGCAGCAGCAGCGGAGGCAGGGGCGGCGGCAGGUGCUGCGAAAGGGAGCUGGUACGGCCUUCUGUGUACGGCAGCUGGGCACCUUCCAGGACGAGCAGUACUUUUACCUGCUGCUGGAGUACUGCCCGGGGGGCGACCUGGAGCGCCUCACGCGCUGCCUCACCCGCAAGACGCUGGUGCCGCGUCGCAGCUGGCUGGCGCAGGUGGUGGCGGGGCCGCAGACGGCGUGGCGGGGCAUGGCGGAGGCGGCGGUGCGGUUCUACGCGGCCGGGGUGGUGCGGGCGCUGCAGGUGGUGGUGUGCGGGGCUGGCAGGCUUGGUGCUAUUGCCCACCUGGUGUAACCUCCUUUGCCUCUCCUUCUCCCUGUGACCACUGCUGCGCACCCCGCUGCCUACCCCCCUCUCCUGUCCCUCCCUUCUCCCUCCUCACUUGUGGUUUGGCGGCAUUUCUUUGACCUCCCUCCAUUCACCAGGAGCUUGUCGUCUUGUUUGCCGUUAUCAUUCCACACAUAGGGCACCGGUUGGACCGGUAUCCUCCUUCUCCCUCCUCCUCCAUCCUCCCUCCAUCCUCCUUCUCCCUCCCCCCCUCCUCAGGAGCUGCAUGCGCGCUUCAUCGUGUACCGCGACCUGAAGCCCGGCAACGUGCUGAUCGACCGCUGCGGCUACCCGCGUCUGGCGGACUUUGGGCUGGCCAAGGUGCUGGACGGACCCAUGGGUCGGGCCACCUCCGCGUGCGGCACCCUGGACUACAUGGCUCCCGAGGUGGUCAAGAUCGAGUGCUCUCAGCUGCUCCGAAGGGGCGGCCGCGGCAAGGGCCUCCCAGACACCCCCGCGGCGACCCCUCUUGACGCCGCUGACGCCACACCGCCCCGCAACCCGCGAGGGGGGCCGCUGCUGCUGCUACGGCACCGCGGGGCAGCCGCCACUCCUGCUCCUCCUCCUACCCCCACCCCUGCCGCCACCCCCACCCCGCCCGCAUUCGGCUCCUACGGCCUCAGUGUGGACUGGUGGUCUCUGGGGGUGCUGCUGUACGUGCUGCUCACCGGCACCAAGCCCUUCAGCCCGCCCGAGGAGGAGGAGGCGGCGGCAGCGGGGGGAGGUGAGCAGCAGCCGGGUCGCCUGCUGGCACGCAUACUCAACCCGCGCCACGAGCCCCCCCUGCCGCUGUACCUGAGUCCUGCGGCGCGGGAUCUGGUGCGGCGGUUGCUGGUACGGCAGCCUCGGUGGCGGUUGGGGUGCGGCGGGGGGGAUGCGGCGGAGGUGAUGGCGCACCCGUUCUUUGAGGGCUUCGACUGGGACGCCUACGAGGAGCGCCGCAUGCCGCCCCCGCACCCGCUGCAGGAGGUGUCCCUGUCGGAGGACCAGGAGGCGGAGUCAGUCGCCUGCUUCUUCGGGUACUGGGACCACAGCUCGCGGGUGCAGGAGGCGGGGAGAGGGGGGCAGUCAGGAGCAGUGCUGGGAGCGGUGGGGACAGGGCAGCAGCAGGCGGCGGGGCUGCAACAGCAGCAGCAGCAGCAGGAAGCAGCGCGGCUGCUGCAGCGGCAGCAGCAACAUGCGGAAUUGCUGCGGGACUUCUGAUGGUUUGACUUCUAAGGCGUUUGUCAGUCGCGACUGUUUUCGGCUUCAUCUUGACGGCUUGGAGAUUGCUGCACCGACGGGAUGCGCUAUCCGACGAGAAUUUGGACGAGAACUUGCGGUAUCAAUGCGGUCAUGGUUGGGAUGGUAUGUAUGAAGAGGAGGAGGAGGGAUCUGGGUCAAGGGACGAUCUGGAUUGAUGCUGUCUGUACUGCAAACACCUUGCAUCUUGUACUUAAUGCUUCGGGCCCAUAAUGAUAAAAUUCCUAUUACAUUUUUUGUUGUUUGCCGAAUUGUGUCGAAUUGUGUCGAGUCAAUGUUUAUAUAGGUUUUGGAGGGACGUUCUCGAGUAUUGGGGAGGUAGUAAGCAUUACGCAAUGAGCGCGCAUUUGGUUGGCUGCUGCCUGCACGCCUUCACUCCGUCUUGCCUCACACGUACCCCGGGCAUGCUUCUAGCGCUCUUAGCGCUGGGUUCGCGCCAUUCAUCCUACUACUGCUGCUGUUGUUUGUUUUGAUGUUCUGAUGUUCAAACGCAAUAACAUCGGCAGCAGAAGGCAGCAACCCACCCUUGCAGAGACAGCGUCCGUCUGUGGUGCAUCAUCUUGCCAUUCCAACACGCAGCAACAACAACACGAGGAUAGGCACCUGACACACGGUGCACAGUGCCAGUAAAGCGGGUGGUUGUGCGGAGUGGACGUUUCCCGGGCACACGCCCCUUGUCCCCGGCGCUGCUGUCGUUGGUCAGUUGCAGUGCCGGGUGGGGUGGCGGCAUGGGACCUAUAACCUUGUUGGCCGUUGCUCGGUGGUUGGCCUGGCUUGGUCUGGGAGUACGAUAAUAACAUGUAUGUCCUGAACUUGUUACUUCUGCUGUUUGUUACUGUUGCUGCCGCCGAUAAGUGGAAUGAGCAUGACGGACGGACAGGAGGUUCAUUACUUGGACAGGGAAAGCUUAUCCGGUACCCCCAGCUCAUGCGGUUUGUUGCGUCUUUUGGUAUUGGGGCACAUGCCGGUGUAAUGCUUGUGUACAGCGUUUGGGAGGAAGCGCGGAGGGACUACUCGGUGGGCUGCUGCCGUCUUGCACUGCGUUGGUUGGUGUUUCCUCCGGCCGGGCCGGUGUGUUGAAGCAACACACAGGGCCCUAUAUGCGUUAGGGAAACGGGCCGCGGGUGCGUGCGUGUGUGGGCACCUUGCAUGCGGAUGCGGUUUGCUCGGCGGUGGGCAGGUGGGGUGCGGGCCGGGAGCGACACAACCCGUUACCGUACCGGUAACUUGGCUUGGAAGGACGUGUGGUGUGGGGUUGGUUUUAAAGGCAAGCUGUGCUGUACUGCUUACUUCAUUGUGACUUCAGUGGGAGUUGGGCCGUUGGCCGUUGGAACUGAAUAUACGGUAAUAAAGGGGCCUGCAUGCAGUCGGGCAUGCACGCGGCACCGGCUAUACGGAGGACAUGCAGUCGCCAGGGUCAUGCAGUGUUUGCAUCUGGAACAGAUUAGGGGAUUGUCAAGCUGUAGAUUAGCGUUUUAAAUAAUUAUAAAUUGCUGUGCCGUCGUACGACUUUGACCUGAGUGGAGGAGGAGACGUUGAUUGCCGGUUAACAGGUUGACAAUGGCGCAUGCAACGUAGCCAAAUGCAUGCGGUGGGCAGCUGGGUUCGAAGGCGAGGGUGACGUACAGCGGUGCUUCGCGGUUGUACGGCGGGUCGUUCAUACCGUUGGGGGCUGCAGUUGGUGUUCGUUGACGGUUGGAAGUAUGUUUGUUUGGAACUGGGCGGCGCAUCUGUAGGAGUCAUGCGCUGUUAGGUUACUGAAGUUGGCUAGGGAGCCAUUUCCCAGUGGAAGGACCCACUCGCCGAAUGAGCAGGGGACAUGUCAUAUAAUGGACUAACCACUAUACGGACGCAUGAACACGGUUUGCCAAUAGAUUAGUAAUGGACGGACCGGACCUUACUUGUAUGCUAUUCGGACGGUUUAUUUUCUGCCCCCAAUGCUGCAUGCAGGGCUUAAGUCGAAGGCGGUUGGAAAUUGGAGCUGCAUGUUUGUGUGUGCGGAGGCAGUUAGCGGUAUUGAGCGAAGCAUGGUUCGUAUUCUCUUAUGCGCCAUUCCUUUCUAGGGGCAUAAGAAGUGGGCCGAGGAGUGUCGCUGCAAGUCAUUGCAGCCGGAUCGAGUCGAUUAACGUGGUAUGAGUGGGGCAUAUGCAACAGGCGAUCUCGACUUCUGAAGGCCCGCGGCUUCAAGCAUCACAUCGGGGCGACGUGCUUGAUAAGGACGGCACUAUUGGCAGGAGCACGCUGUUAUGUACGGCACCUGCUGCCGGAGGGCUUAUGGUCUGGGUUUCGUCGCGUGUGGCCCACUGUGAGACAGGCAGUCACGGGUCUGUUGUGUGCCUUGGACAGGAUAGCUGACAGAAGGACUACCUGACUACCCUAGCGCAGUAGAUAAAUACGGAAUCUUGCACCUGCCGUUAUCCACAGUCAAGAAUCCUUUCCACUUGUUGGUUGCUUACGGUAUACUCGAUGUGUCUUAUUGUUGAGGGUGUCAAGCCCGUUGCAUUAUCUUUGAACUGUUGCUUGCUUGCUUCUCACUUUAUGCAUUCUGCUCUUUUGACCUUCAAACUGGCGGUUGAGGGCUUACAAGAGGAGGCCUGUGAGUUUCCCUGGCAAAGUUUGUGUUGCACGCGUCAGGAUGAUCCUCGACUUUGGGUGUACGGUAACCCGACCGGCACAUGCGGGCUUGUAACACGGCUAUCCG